Messenger RNA from Sesamum indicum (sesame), 537 nucleotides. RefSeq names its product LOB domain-containing protein 1-like. NCBI's taxonomy places the organism in Eukaryota, Viridiplantae, Streptophyta, Magnoliopsida, Lamiales, Pedaliaceae. The record is from RefSeq and is a predicted model, not a curated record.
UUCAUCACCGCCCACCGGGUUUUCGGAGCUAGCAACAUUAUCAAGCUGUUGCAGGAACUUCCUGAGGCACAAAGAGCAGAUGCUGUGAACAGCAUGGUUUACGAAGCGAAUGCUCGACUAAGGGAUCCCAUCUACGGGUGCACGGGCAUGAUUUGCCAUCUACAGAGCCAAGUAAGCGAGCUGCAAGCGGAAGUAGCCAAGGCACAGGCAGAAAUAUUGAACAUGCAAUGCCAGAAUGCUAGUUUGAUUGACCUACUUUGCAAAGGGAUGGCCGGCACACAAAACGUUGAAGAGAACUUGAUAUAUGAUCACAACUCAACCAUCUUUUCUGAUGAACCCAAUGUGGGAGUUUCUUGGGAACAUCUUUGGACAUGAAGGAGCUAGCUACCUGCAAUAAUUAUUACAUGUAUAUCAUGGAGAAUUAAUUAUAGUAUGUUUUUAAAUGAUACAUACCAAGGAAAAAAAGGUAUACCAAGAAAGAAUUAGUCACAUUUUUUUUUUGUAAACUUAUGAUAUUAUUUUAUUAUUUUUGUAACA